UCUCUGGUAUCACGAAGGCCCCCCGCCCAGGCGUCAAACCUCUGCGCCGCUGCAUCAACAAAGGGUUGCCUUUUCGCACGGACAGCUAUCAGAAGGAAACAGCAAGGUUGCAAGUGUCAGUGCAUCAGACGGCUUCAGAGAGGAUUCAUCAUGGCCAGUCAGUCAAUGGAGAUUAUGGCCAAGGCCCUAGAGCAUCAGGUUCUGCAGUCUGCACGCAUGGUCGAGGAGCAGGUGGACGCAGAACUAAACAAGCUGGAACGAAUGGAUGACGAUGACCUGGAGAAACUGAAGGAGAGGAGGCUAGAGGCCUUGAAGAAAGCCCAGAAACAGAAGCAGGAGUGGAUUUCUAAAGGACAUGGGGAGUACAGGGAGAUUCCCAGUGAGAAAGACUUCUUUGCAGAGGUCAAGGAUAGCAAGAACACAGUAUGCCAUUUCUACAAAGAUUCCACAUUCAGAUGUAAGAUCUUAGACAAACAUCUGUCCAUCCUGGCCAAGAAGCACCUGGAGACCAAGUUCCUGAAGCUGAACGUGGAGAAGGCUCCCUUCCUGACAGAGAGGCUGCGGAUCAAGGUGAUCCCCACCCUGGCCCUGGUGAAGGACGGGAAGACUAAGGACUAUGUGGUGGGCUUCACGGAUCUGGGGAACACGGAUGAGUUCCCCACAGAGAUGCUGGAGUGGAGAUUGGGCUGCUCAGACAUCAUCAACUACAGUGGUAACCUCAUGGAACCUCCCACACUGACACAGAAGUCAGGGACAAAGUUCACCAAGGUAGAGAAGAAGACCAUUCGAGGGAGAGGCUACGACUCAGACUCUGACUCAGACUAGGAAGAUGGCACCGUCCCUCUCUCCUCCCUCUCUCUACGGGCUACUCCAUCACCCACUGACUUGUCAGAAUCCUGCAGACAGCCUGGCUCUUGUGUUGGGCUUAGACCGACCAACUCUUUGUCCAUCUGUUGUUUUUUUUUUAUGUAGUCUGUCAUCCCUUUUCUUUCAUAGUUAAAGUUCUAUAACAAUGUUCUUGUGUGUGUAUUCAUUAUUGAUCCCAUACAUUGAACAUGUACAUUAAAACGUAAACCAUUUUGGUUAUAAAUUAUUUUUGAACCCAUAUAAUUUGAUGUUUUAUCAUGUCAGUUUCCUAAAGCUUGCAUCACUUCCUGGGAGCGCAAUAACCCUCAUAUCCCUGAUGAGUGUCAUUGAUGGAAUUUGGUCAUCUUAAUUUCAAAAUGAUGCAACUCCCUGAAGAACCUUACAUGAUGUUUUGUGUAUUAGACUUGGCCUCAUCUGUUGCCUUUGUUGACUGGAUGCACAGGAAGAGGCCUGGUCAUCCAGCUGUUCAUGAACAACCAAGUGCCAAGGAAGUUAGCCGCAGUCCCGAUAUGCCCUCGUUCCCUCCAUUCUGUGUUGCUAGUAGCACAGGUUGAGUUUUUCCUACAAAUGUGUUCUUUAUCUUAAUAAAGAAAACUGGUUAUCACUCUGA
Hypomesus transpacificus is the source of this 1477-nucleotide messenger RNA. RefSeq names its product thioredoxin domain containing 9 (gene txndc9). Gene Ontology annotation, cellular component: cytoplasm. The transcript has 5 exons. Gene Ontology annotation, biological process: microtubule cytoskeleton organization. Lineage: Eukaryota; Metazoa; Chordata; Actinopteri; Osmeriformes; Osmeridae. The record is from RefSeq and is a predicted model, not a curated record. The coding region runs from base 151 to 825 and encodes 224 amino acids.